Molecule: messenger RNA, 1971 nt
Organism: Symbiodinium natans
Lineage: Eukaryota; Dinophyceae; Suessiales; Symbiodiniaceae
Source: the annotation of a GenBank genome assembly
AUGUUGGAGGUAGAGUGUGCAUUAACGCAGGACGGCGAUGACGUCUGCCUUGUGGGUGCCUCACCCACAUUGGGCAGCUGGGAUACGGGCCGCGCGCUGCGGCUCAAUACAGGACCCGGGCUUUGGCCCCGCUGGGCGAAGGAGCUGACGCUUCCGCAGGGCACGGAGUGCAAGCUCAUCAUCCGGAGACGCGGCGGGCAGGUGGAGUGGGAAGGCCUCGAGGGCAACCGAAGCUGGCCUGCAGCGGCCCCUGCCUCGAAGGUGUCGAUGAAGUUUGGUGUCCCGGCCGUCAGCUUCGAGCCAUCGCCCACGCUGCCUGCACAAGUUCCACAACCUCCAGUCCAACCUCCAGUCCAACCUCCUGUGCAGCCUCCUGUGUUGCCUUCGCCCAAGGCAACCGCUGGCUACCGCCCGUCACCUUCACCGGCUUCCGCUUUGGCGACGCCGUCGGUCAGGUCGCCGACCUCCUCCAGGGGCGGCAAGACGCCCAAGGGCCACAAAGACCUGCGGCAGCGGUUCAUCCUUGACAUGCACGACGGGUACGAGCAGAAUAUCGAGGAACGCUUCGAGUUGGAUGCGAAGGCCAAACUGGGCGACGGCGCCUUCAGUGUGGUGACUCGGGCCACCAACCGGGCGACGGGCGCGGUGAGGGCGGUGAAGUCCGUCUUGAAGUCCAGGGUCCAAAAGAUGGAGGCCCUGAAGAACGAGAUUGACCUGGCUCGGGACAUGGACCACCCGAACAUUGUAAGACUCUACGCAGUGUACGAGGACCCAAGGCACCUCUACCUCGUUAUGGAGCUCUGUGAGGGUGGCGAGCUCUUCGACCGACUGUCGGACAUCUACUCUUUGGGCGAGAAGGGCGCCCAGACCUGCAUGAGGCAGGUCUUCGCGUCCGUGGCGUACUGCCACGGGCGGGGCAUCUGCCACCGCGACCUGAAACCCGAGAACUACCUGAUCCACGAUAAGGAUACGGCCUUGGACCAAACGGUGCUGAAGCUCAUCGACUUCGGUCUCGCGAAAGCCGUGCCAGAGGAGGGCUGCUUAAAGACCCGCGUGGGUACGGCCUACUACGUAGCGCCCGAGGUGCUGGCACAGGCCUACACCGAAGCUGCAGAUGUUUGGAGUAGCGGCGUGAUCCUGUACAUCAUGCUCUGUGGCGCCCCUCCUUUCAAUGCUGACAAAGACAGCGACAUCCUGAAGUUGGUGAAGAAGGGCCAGUACAGCAUGGAAGGAGGCGUCUGGAAGACUGUGAGCACCACGGCCAAAGGCCUCAUCAAAGCGUGCCUAGACAUGGACCCGCAGAAGCGCAUCACGGCACAAGACGCUUUGGCCCACGAGUGGUUCCACCUCGAGGACGCCAUUCACGCAGCCCCCUUGGAUGCAUCCGUCCUCCGAAAUUUGCAGUCCUUCAGCAGCGCGAACCGCUUCCGAAAGGCCGCACUAACGGCAGUCGCUUACCAGCUGAGCGAGGAGGAGCAGAAGGAACUCCGCGAAAUCUUCAUGAGGCUGGACACAAACGGCGACGGCUUUCUGAGCUUGGAGGAGAUCAAGGAGGGGCUCCAGCAGCAACUGGAGAUCUCGGAUCUGGAGCACGUUCUCCAGGAAGUGGACUCCAACGGCGACGGCCGAAUUGAGUACACGGAGUUCCUGGCAGCAGCCAUGGACCAGAGGCUCCAGCGGAACGAGACGACGUGCUGGCGUGCAUUCAAAACCUUCGACAAGGACGGAGACGGGAAGAUUACCUACUCGGAGCUGCAGCAGGUGCUCGAGGACGACGAGCUGCUUACGGAGGUUCCGGACUGCGAGGAUGCCCGCUUCUUCUUCGACAAAAUGGAUGUGAACGGUGACGGCGAGGUGAGCUUUGAUGAGUUUAUGGCCAUGCUGCAUCCAAAGGCUGAGAAUGCCAGGAAGAUGAGCAAGAACAGAAGCCUGCACGAGAUUGCGGAGCAAGCGUUGCAGGAGGCUGGGUAG